This is a messenger RNA of Iphiclides podalirius (scarce swallowtail), 1098 nucleotides long. Lineage: Eukaryota; Metazoa; Arthropoda; Insecta; Lepidoptera; Papilionidae. The record is from the annotation of a GenBank genome assembly.
AUGUUUCGUAAUAGUUUAAAAUUAAAUAUAAUCAUCAAAAAUCAUGAGUUGCAAAGAGGCAAACAUACAAGUAAGUUGGAUGCCAUCAGAGAAAAGUUCAGGGAAGGUCCUGGCCUUGCUGAUUUCAUUUCUGAAGAGAGACCGAAAAACUGGGACGACUAUGAGGGGAAAUUAAAACGUGAAAAGGGAGAUACGGAAAGAUUGAGGCUACCUCCAUGGUUAAAAACAUCUAUACCAAGUGGUUCAAAAUUCAGCGCUCUGAAGGAGCAGCUACGUGGACUGAAGCUCAGCACGGUGUGCGAGGAGGCACGUUGCCCGAACAUCGGCGAGUGCUGGAGCGGCGGCAAGCAUGGAACGUCCACGGCGACUAUUAUGUUAAUGGGCGACACGUGCACGCGGGGCUGCAUGUUCUGUUCCGUGAAGACCUCUAGGGCUCCGCCCCCGUUGGACCCCGAGGAGCCCCGGAACACCGCCACGGCCGUGGCCCAGUGGGGCCUCGGCUACAUAGUCCUGACCAGCGUCGACAGGGACGAUCUAACGGACGGGGGGUCCUCGCACAUUGCAGAAACCGUUAUAGAAAUAAAAAGACAGAACAGCGAGAUCCUGGUGGAGUGCCUGGUGCCGGACUUCCGCGGGAGCAGGCGCUGCGUGGAGACCAUAGCCGACAGCGGCCUGGACGUCUUCGCCCACAACAUCGAGACGGUCGAGAGGCUAACUCCGUUCGUGAGGGAUCGCAGGGCUGGUUACCGCCAGACCCUGAAGGUGCUGGAGACGGCCAAGGAGGUGAACCCCGACCUGAUCACGAAGUCCUCCAUCAUGCUUGGCCUCGGGGAGACAGAUGAGCAGGUCGAGCAGACCAUGAAAGACCUCCGCGCGGCCGGCGUGGACUGCCUCACCCUGGGCCAGUACAUGCAGCCCACGAAGCGGCACCUGAAGGUGGCGGAGUACGUGACCCCCGAGCGGUUCCAGCGCUGGGAAAGCGUGGGCGUGGGCCUGGGCUUCCUGUACACCGCCAGCGGGCCGUUGGUGCGCUCCUCGUACCGAGCCGGCGAGUUCUUCAUCAGCAGCCUUCUUCGCCAGAAGCGCUCCGGCACGGCC